Molecule: messenger RNA, 431 nt
Organism: Lingula anatina
Lineage: Eukaryota; Metazoa; Brachiopoda; Lingulata; Lingulida; Lingulidae
Source: RefSeq, a predicted model, not a curated record
CAUCUUUUAAUUAUUUCCAGAUUAUCCCCAGAGUUAAAAGGCUGUUCAGGUUGUAGACACAAUAUACUGAAAUAUGUCCGGCUACUGGAGACAUGGCCUUUGUGGAUGCUUUAACAACCUGGGGAUUUGUAUUAUAACCUAUUUCGUCCCUUGCUACACGAUAGGCAAGAACGCGGAGGCAGUCGACGAGAGUUGCUGUCUCUACUGUUGUAUAGGUGUGAUUGAGCCUUUUGGAACUUUCUUCCGAGCGAACACCAGAAGUAAGAUCAGGGAGAGGCAGGGUAUACCAGGUUCGUAUCUUGGCGACUGCCUUAUGCAUCUGUUCUGUCCAUUUUGUUCUCUUGUACAGGAGGCUCAGGAGGUGCAAGGCUGGGGGCAGCUUAUGAUGGUCCGAGAAUAAGACCAAGAUGGAGUGAAGCGACAAAAAGCUG